AUGUUGCGGCAGCUGUGCGGCCGUGGCGCUUACAGGCCAUGGGCAUGUGCCCUGCUUGCUUGCUGUGGUGCUGCGUUCGGACAUACAGCAGCUUUGGAGAGCUGCUCCUUCGAGGUGGUAAUGGUUGAUGAUCGGCCUUGGAGAAGGCUGUCAGCACCACAAGCCCCAUAUUGGGUUUUGGGUGCGGCCUUAAAUUAUGCUUACGCGAUGCGCUUUGCUUACAGAAUCCGCCUUGUGCGGCCGUACCACUGGACCGACCCUUACAAAGGGAUGCAAGGAUCUUACCCUGGCUGGAACAAGGUGCUGUACUUCUCGGAGCUUCUGAGAGAAAGCCAGCAGCGCUGCACGUGGCUUCUCUACCUGGACUGCGACGCCUUCGUUCGCACCUUCGUGCCGCUUACAUCACUGCUUUCAGAUCUGGCUCGGCGCUAUGGUCUGAACACAGACAAUUGUGAAGGAACCUCUGCCAUCUUCGCACGUGAGGAUCCAAUGCCCUUCCUGAACUUGAGCAGUGGACCGAUGCCGACCGGCGCCGUGCCUGCAGCACCUUUCAUAAACACAGGUGUUUUCUUCGUCCGCGCCGAUUGCUCCAGCUCUCGACAGCUCUUCGAGACGUGGCUGCGUGCAGCGGCAAACCUGCCUCGUAGAAGGUUGUGGACCACGUGGCCCGGUGAGCAGGGAGUCCUGUCACAGCUAUUGGCUCCUGGAAGUUAUCCAGAGGCAGCUUCCGGCAUUUCGUUGCCUUUCGAGAGUUCAGCCGUUGCCGUGGUCAACAUGACAGAGAUCAACAGCCCAUGGGGGCACUACAUACACCAUGCUUGGGGAACAGAGGCUGAGAAAUCUGACUGUCCGAGGACACGGGUUUUGGAGAUUGAGGGCAGAGCAGGUUUCAUGUAG
This is a messenger RNA of Symbiodinium sp. CCMP2592, 897 nucleotides long. The record is from the annotation of a GenBank genome assembly. Lineage: Eukaryota; Dinophyceae; Suessiales; Symbiodiniaceae.